CUACGCAGGCGCCAGGUAGGGAAACCGGAAGCGGAAGGUUUGAACGCGUUGGGUGGGCGCCUAUGACCCGUAGCCAUGCGCGACUUGAAAGAGUCCAGGCCUCGCGCCACAGCGACCCCGUGCGGGUGUGUGAAACCGGCCCUGGAGACAGGGAAUCUUUUAACUGAGCCAAUUGGUUACUUGGAAUCCUGUUUCUCAGCCAAGAAUGGUACUCCAAGGCAGCCAUCCAUUUGUAGCCAUUCACGGGCUUGUUUAAGGAUUAGAAAAAGCAUCUUUAAUAAUCCUGAACAUUCCUUGAUGGGCUUAGAACAGUUUUCUCAUGUGUGGAUUUUGUUUGUUUUUCACAAAAAUGGUCAUUUGAGCUAUAAGGCAAAAGUACAGCCUCCUAGGCUGAAUGGUGCAAAGACUGGCGUUUUCUCUACAAGGAGCCCACAUCGUCCCAAUGCAAUAGGACUGACCCUGGCCAAACUGGAAAGGGUAGAAGGUGGAGCUGUCUACCUUUCUGGAAUUGACAUGAUUCAUGGCACACCUGUACUAGACAUAAAGCCCUACAUAGCUGAUUAUGACUCACCGAAAACUUUGAUUGAGUCUUCAGGGGACUUCACCUUACAGAAUAACCAACAUAAACCAAAAACCGUGUCCCAGUCUGAAGGCAAGACUGAUAGCUGUGACUGGCAACAGCUCUCAGAGUACAAGGAAUCACAGCCCUGCCGCUGCACUACGGAGAAACCCAAAUGUCCUGAAGAUAGAACUUCAGGGGAAAACAAUGUGGGAUCUGAUGACGCAGCAAACACCCAGCAAAGCUCACCUGAGCCGAGGGAGAGAGCAGCAGAGUUGGGUGAAGAAUCCAGUCCCAGGGUGGCACAAGAGCAAAGUGGCCCACGUAUCCAGGAGAAGAGCCCUUCAGAGGAACAAGAAGACAGCAGGCUGAAGAGAGGGGAAGAAGCAGUGGCCCCAGAAGGACACGGCCCAGAGAUGUCCCCCAAGGCUCCUUCCAGGGUGGCCGGUACAGCCCACUGCAGCCUGGUCCCUGCCUGGGUGAGAGAGGCCCCUGUGGCCACCUUGGCAGUCCGGUUUACUCCUCACGCAGAGAUGGACCUUGAGCACCUCAGCUCAGGUGAACCAGAAGGAUAAAGACAGCACCUCCACCCCCCAGUACCACUCCAGAUGAUAUUUUGAACAGGGACAACAUUCUGUAAAGCACCUGCCUUCCUGGUAGAGCCUGAUCUUUGUUUGGAUGUAUGUUAUGUGGCAGCUAUUAAAAAUUAGGUUACAGUUAAUCUUUUAUUUAAGUUUUGUAUGUAAUAUAUUUCUAAAAAUUAUAACACACCCACAGUGUUAUAAACAUAGGAAAUGUUUCCGCUUCCUGUGUUUACUGACAUACAAACCUGGGGAAUGGGGUAGCCUCUUCCCAGUGAUGGUGUUGACCUUAGUCUACCCGCUUCACUGUUCUCACAAGGGCUUUCCCAUUUCUCCUACAGAAAGUAGCGUUACUUUUACUUGUGGGUGUGUGACACCUCCCCUGCCUGAGGCACCCUGCCCUGCCUUUAGGUAGUGCUCUGGCUAUGUGUGGCCUUCUGAGCAUGCUGGGACUGUCAUGCCUUUCAGUGACCAUGCCUGCAUUGUGAGAGGAAAAUGACAAGGAAUUGAAUUCAAGUCUAUGUUGAGCUUCCCUAGUGGCUCAGUUGGUAAAGAAUCUGCCUGUAGUGCAGGAGACCCAGGAUCAAUCUCUGGGUUGGGAAGAUCCCCUGCAGAAGGAAAUGGCAACCCACUCCAGUAUUCUUGCCUGGAGAAUUUCAUGGACAGAGGAGCCAGGCAGGCUACAGUCCAUGGGGUCACAAAGAGUUGGAUAGGACUGUGUGACUGACUUUCACUUUCUACACUGAGCAUAGAAAGUGACAUUUUGGGUGCACAAAAGUGAAAGUUCAGCUGUCCUGCUUAGGAGACUAAGGAAAAUUAUUGCCAUGAUUUUCUUUGCUCAGCAGAUUUCGAAUCUGGGUUGAGUGUGCAUAAAUUUAAUAUAAUGACAGUACCACUUGAAUAUACCACUUGAAUAUGUACCACUUUAAUAUAAUGACAGUACCACAUUCUUUAUGAUGACUAAGUAGAUUUCCAAGUGAUAUUCAAGGCUCCAACCAGCCUCCACUUUGAAACUCACUGUACUGAAAUUUGACUUGCUUGAUUUUGAUAAUUAAGUCAUGGGGUCCUUUUUUGGG
Messenger RNA from Bubalus bubalis (water buffalo), 2216 nucleotides. RefSeq names its product tRNA methyltransferase O (gene TRMO). NCBI's taxonomy places the organism in Eukaryota, Metazoa, Chordata, Mammalia, Artiodactyla, Bovidae. The record is from RefSeq and is a predicted model, not a curated record. The coding region runs from base 76 to 1134 and encodes 352 amino acids. The transcript has 5 exons.